This is a messenger RNA of Prunus mume (Japanese apricot), 2200 nucleotides long. Its product is annotated as myb-like protein X. Lineage: Eukaryota; Viridiplantae; Streptophyta; Magnoliopsida; Rosales; Rosaceae. The record is from RefSeq and is a predicted model, not a curated record.
CCCCCACUGAGGUAUAGAAAAACACGGACACUCUCUCUCGCAAUCUCUUCCUCACAGUCUGUGACAGAAAACUGCUUUGACAUCCACAAGCCUUGGCCUUUUACUUUCCCACUCUGCACGUUGACUCCUACUGCUUUGCUUCUCAGGUAGAAGUAAAGAUAGGGGUAGGGUACUCUAGGGGAAGUACAUCAUGAUCAAGCGGACUCAUAGUAGGAACCAGAAAACCAAAGGAGUCAGGGUGAAGCAUGUUCUGCAGAUUUGUCUACUGCUUGGGGUCUGCUUUUGGUUAAUCUAUCAGGUCAAGCAUUCCCAUGAUAAGAAGGCGGCAUUAGCUGAGAAAAAUGCAAAAUCCUCAAUCAAAAAUUUGAGUGAUGGUGAGCUUCUGAAACUUGGGAGGAAAGACCUUCCUCACCAGGAAGUCAUUAAAAAUGAGAAACAACAGGAAGAGGAGGAAGAAGAAACAGGUGGAGAGGAAGAAGAGAAACAUUUAGUAGAAGUGCGAGAAGAAGAGGAUCAGAAACAUGAAGUAGACGAGCGAGAAGAAGAGGAUCAGAAACAUGAAGUAGGAGAGCGAGAAGAAGAGGAUCAGAAACAUGAAGUAGACGAGAGAGAAGAAGAGGAUCAGAAACAUGAAGUAGACGAGCGAGAAGAAGAGGAUCCGAAGCAUGAGGCAGAAGAGCAAGAGGAGGAAGAAGCCAAGAACGAAGAUAUAGAGGAUGAGGGAAGAGGAGCUGGAGAUGAUGAGAUAGAUGAAAAUGAGCAAGAGAAAAAAGAAGGGGAAGCAGAUCACGAUGAGGACAUUGUAGAUGAAGAGAAAGAAAGAGAAGAUGAGGGGAAUGAGAAGGAUGGUGAUAAGAAUGAAAGUGAAGAGAGAGAGCAUCAAGCAGAAAAUGAGAAUUCAUUGGAUGAUCAGGAUAAUGAUACCCAUGACAACAAUGCUCAUGAGGCACGAGAGGAAAAUUACAAAGGGGAUGAUGCUUCUAGUGCAGUGACCCAUGAUACCCAAGUAAGUGCCGAAAACUCAAAUGAGAACUCAGAAGCUAGUGCUCUAGAAAGGGAUAUAAAAUCUAAUGACAAUUCACGAAUGGUUGAUGGUGUAAUGGCUGAAAAUGGUACUUCUUUAAAUGUAACCGCAAGUGAAGAGAAAGUUAAUGAUGCUAUGUCCAAUCCUGUGGAUAGCUCACUUUUGAAUGCAACGGUGAAAACAGAGUCUAAUGCUCUACCAGAAGCACGCAAUAACUCAACAGAAAUCAAUGGGGCAACUGAUUCGUACCAGCAGAACGUAACAGAAACUGUAUCUGAGUCAGUUCACUCUCAAAAUGAAACGUUGGAUGGGACGACUACUGGAGAGGGCAUGACCAUACAAACCUUGGUUGUGGAACAGGCUAAUAACACAGCUUCUCAGAACAACCAAUCUGACUCAAAUUCAACAAUUUCUACUAAAAUUGAGAGUGCAGAUGGGGUAUCGGGAGAAUCAUCUAACUCCUCUAAAAAGGUAGAGACCGAUGUGUCAGAAAAUAUCUUAAGAUCUGAUGGAACAGCUGAAACAGAGAAUGGUUCUAGUUCUCCAACAAUCAAGGAGAUCACAGAUACCUCUCAUAAUGAAGAGUCUAAUGGUACCAGUGAAUCUGGCAGGACAGAUGAAGGUUCAGACCCCACAAAUGUGACGGAGGAUGUUGUUCAGCAUGAUCCAAUUGAUUCUUCUGAUUCCCAUAUUGCCGAAGCCGAGAAAGAGGCUCGCACAGAUCUGGAUACAUUGCCAGAGAUAAAAACAGAGGGGGAUGAGAAUGGAGAGGCUGCAGCAGAAUGAUGAUUGUGGUAUUUGGGUUCUUCUGGUGCUUACAGUUUUCAUGCUUGCCUUUGCUUUUGAUAUGAAAAGCAGUUAGGUUAGUGUGUGUGAAUUUUAAUCUGUGGCUAGAAAAUCAAUAUAGCAGUUAAAAUGUAGGCUAGUUUAUAUCAGCAGCAGGUGCAAUCUGUAAAACUAAAUUCAACAUUCCACUGUACUGUUUAUUUCCACCCUAAUCUUUCUUUUCAUGUAUUCGUUUUAUGUGCUGUUUCUUUAUAUUGUAAGCUCUAGGGAAGAAGCUCAUGAUGCAUAAAAAGGAGAAGUGAAUUGUUUGAUUACCCCAGUUGAAAUUUUGGAUGUCAUAUGAAUUGGAAAAAGAAAAAAAAACGAAUUGUUUUGGUGGAGAGAGUUUAA